CCGGUUCUUGACUAAAAUCCAAACGCGCGCGUCUCAAGGCUCAACCUUUCCUCCAUUUUCCAAGCACUCGCUUCCAAAACCCGGCGUGAGCUUUAGAUCUUGGACCCAUUCUCACUUGGGUUCGUUCCCUUUUGGCAAUUGCUAUAACCUCUGGGUUGGUUUGGUUUAAUUCUCACUCCAAAAACAGAUAAAAAAUUAGGUCUUUUUUAUUAAUCAAACACUUGUAUUGCAGGGUACGCGUUUUCAAACACUUCUGGGGGGUCUAAAUUAGUUUGCAAGUACUAGAACACGUUUUUUGAACUUUACUCAUUUGCCUUUUCAACUCUGUUUAUUAAAGACAAGAUCAAAGUUCUGAGCUUGGUUUGCUCUGGCUUGCCUCUGUUUGCUUUCAAGCUCGUGAAAAUUUUGAUUGGGUUUGCGUCGAUCGUGACAAAAAUGAACAAGAAGUGGAAGUUCAGUAGGUUGAAGGACCGUUUGGGGAUGCUGGGUAUGGUGGUGGUCUGCUUGUUGAUUCAGAAUUUGAGUUUUUGUUGGUCUUUGAAUGAUGAAGGUUUGGCGCUAUUGAGGUUUAGAGAUAGAGUAGUCAGUGACCCGUUUGGUGCUUUGUCGAAUUGGAACGAUGAUGAUGGAGAGGUUGACCCUUGCUCAUGGUUCGGGGUCGAGUGUGCAGAUGGAAAAGUUGUGGUGUUGAACUUAAAAGAUCUUUGUCUUGGUGGAACGUUAACACCUGAGCUCAGGAACCUUGUCCAUAUAAAGUCUAUCUUCGUCUUCCUCGUUCUCUCUCUCUUUUGCGGUCGUACUUUUCUCACCGACGGCAAAAUGUUCUACUCGCACCAGCUACUAGCUCGUAAAGCUUCUCUGGGCCAAAUCUGGAUGGCGGCGACAAUGCACGCCAAAAUCAACCGGAGGAAGCUCGAUAAGCUCGAUAUCAUCAAGAUCUGCGAGGAGAUUUUGAAUCCUUCAGUUCCCAUGGCUCUCAGACUCUCCGGCAUUCUCAUGGGUGGAGUCGUCAUCGUGUACGAACGAAAAGUUAAACUACUCUACGAUGACGUGACUCGUCUUCUGGUCGAAAUAAACGAAGCAUGGAAGGCGAAAUCUGUUGCCGACCCCACUGUCCUCCCCAAAGGGAAAUCUCAAGCCAGGAAAGAAGCUGUAACUCUGCCUGAGAAUGAAGACAUAUAUAUUGAAGGAAUGCUUAAUCUUUCCAACGGGGCCACCACCAUGUUCCAGCAAACCUCCUAUUUUGCUAUGCGACUUGAUAGCGUGGACGAACAGUAUGUUAACAAUGAUGCAGGGGAGGAAGAUCCACCUCAGCAGUUCCAUCAAGCUGAGGCCGAGAAUAUCACCUUACCUGAACGUUUUGACUCAUGUCAGGCUGAUGCAUAUUUGUACAGUCGCUUGGAGAGAUUUGACAUUGAAGGGGAUGAGGAGACACAGUUGAACUUCACGUCAGGAGAGCACACACAGAUUCACAUUCCUCCUUCCCCUCCUCGAGAUGAACAUCAAAAGGCUGAUACAAUCCAAGAUGAUCAACAUCCAGAACGACAGGUCAAUCAGCCAGAGGAAUGCCAGGAAUUUAGACAGAAAGUGGGGAUGAAGCAGGUUCAAGAGAGACAGGGGCCUAUAAGAAGGAAAACAAGAAGAACGCAAGCCUCUGCAAUGGAUUUUGAACAAACAAUCAUUCCUGGUCAUUUAUACCAAUCUUGGCUUCAAAAUUCUUCAGACAUAGUUUCGAGAAGAGGAAGAAAACGAAAGCGGACAGAUGUAAUGGCAACUAUGAAGAUAGUUAACCUCAUGGAGCUGCCACCCAUUGUAAUAAUUGGUGAUUUAUUUACAACUGGAAGUAGAGACAUAUAUUAUCCACGUCCUCUCCUCGACCUGUGGAUGAAAAGUACCCGAACUCCCCGUGCCUCCCCUUCUGAACGGAACACCCCACCCCUGCCCCCAGAACCAUCGUCAUCAACACCGCCUGGAAGACAACAAUAUGAAGAUCCAGUAGGAUAUCCUUUUGAAGAUUUUCAUAGUGGAGUUGGCUCCCAGUCCUUAGAGCCUUCCAUAGAUAAGCAACGACGACAUUCUGGUAUGACAAGAGGCAACAGUGACCCAGCACAGGUAGUCCUGGAAGGACUGACAGCCAAACUUGAGAACAAUGGUUUAGGGGGAACUGAUGCUAACCCAAUGGCAACCCCUGGAAAUUCUGAUGAUGUAAGAUCCAUCCCGAGCUCAGCAUCUGGGCAGGCAAUUCCUUCAGAAGCCAAUUCAGGAAGAUCCAACCGGAAAAGGCCUUAUUCUGCAUCUGGACAUAGCAGUGUUAGACUUGAACCUGUAUUUGAGGUGAAUCACCCUGAUGUAAAUUUCGAGUUGUCAAGGUUACAUGAACAUGGCCCGACAUCAGAGCCAGAUUUCUUUGUGGAAACUGGACCAACACAAACCCAAAAACCAAUCAACGAUCAGCCUCUUGACAAAACAACUGAUUCUAUUAGAAGGUUAUUGAAAUCACAUUUCGACACAGCGGGAGCCCUUCAAGUAGAAUCCCUGGACCACCUAACUGCUGGAAGGACUCGAAAAGAAGCAGCUGUCUUCUUUUAUAAGACUUGUGUUCUUGCUACCCACGAUGCCAUAAGAGUUGAACAAAAGGUCGCUUAUGGAGAAAUUCUUAUAUCUAGAGGACCAAAAAUGGGAUAAUUGGUGAGACCGCCUAAACUUAUUCCCUUACCCUACACAGUAUCCUGACAUGCUUAAGACACUUGGGUGACCUAAUGUA
This is a messenger RNA of Prunus dulcis (almond), 2764 nucleotides long. RefSeq names its product sister chromatid cohesion 1 protein 1-like. The coding region runs from base 436 to 2685 and encodes 749 amino acids. Gene Ontology annotation, biological process: synaptonemal complex assembly; mitotic sister chromatid cohesion; replication-born double-strand break repair via sister chromatid exchange. The transcript has 23 exons. Gene Ontology annotation, molecular function: chromatin binding; protein binding. Lineage: Eukaryota; Viridiplantae; Streptophyta; Magnoliopsida; Rosales; Rosaceae. Gene Ontology annotation, cellular component: cohesin complex; synaptonemal complex. The record is from RefSeq and is a predicted model, not a curated record.